AUGGUGAGCAAAAGCGCUGUGAUCGGGAUAGAUCUGGGCGCUGACACGUCCUACGUCGGCUACGUCGGGAAGGGCAUUGUAGACAUCUGCCAGAACGAGGUCUCCCGGAGAGAGACGCCGACGUUGGUCGGCUUCACCGACCGCGAGCGUCUACUGGGGGAUGCGGCACUAGCGCAGAUCAAGUCCAAUGCGAAGAAUACUUGCAGAAACUUCAAGCACCUGCUGGGGCAGCAGUUGGACUCUCCGCAGGUGAAGGAGGAGGACUUUUGGUCCACGUCAACCAUCGGCGUGUGCCCAGACGGGGGCCUGGGCUACCAGGUCAACUACAAGGGCGAGUCGAGGGACAUGUCAGCCGUCCAGGUGACGGCGAUGUUCCUGACGAAGCUCCGGGAUCUUACGGAGAAGUGGACCCAAAGCAAGGUGGCCGACUGCGUGAUCGGCGUGCCUUCAUACUACUCCGAUGUUCACAGACAGGCGCUCUUGGACGCCGCCAAGAUCGCGGGCCUCCCGGUGCUUCGCCUUAUGAACGAGCACACGGCCACCGCCCUUGCCUAUGGCAUCUACCGCUCGAACGACUUCGACGCUGAGAAGCCUUGUACAGUGGCUUUCUGCAACAUGGGCCAUACCAUGUUCUCCGUCUCCGUGGUGCAGUUUGUCCGUGGGAAGCUCACAGUCAUCUGUGAGAAGUCAGACAAGGUGGGAGGAAGGACAAUGACGGAAUGCCUGAUGCGCGAGUUCGCCCGGCAAUUCCAGAAGAAAGUAGGCUGCGACCCGCUGUCCAGCAAGAAGGCGGCGUUCAAGCUCGAGGAAGCUGUCACCAAGACCAAGAAGAUUCUCUCUGCCAACAAUGAGGCACAGCUCUCUGUGGAAUGCCUCAUGGAGGAUGAAGACUUCGGCUCCACCAUCACCCGCGACGUCUUCCUUGAGAUGUGCCAGCCCAUGAUGGACAGGGUCUCUGCGGUGCUGGAGGGAGCGAAGGCCGCCGCAGCGGCUGCAGGAGUCGCCGCGGAGCAGAUUGACUUUGUAGAGAUGAUUGGCGGGGCCUCGCGCGUUCCAUGGGUCAAGGAGUUCUGCUCCAAAGCCUUCGGUGGGAAGGAGCUGUCCACCACCAUGAAUGCGGACGAGUCGGUGGCCAGGGGCUGCGCGCUUCAAGCCGCAAUGCUGUCGCCUCUGUACAAGGUGCGCGACUUCGCUGUGGUAGACGUCAUUCCUCAUCCGGUCACCAUCGGCUGGAUGGGCUCCUCGGCCGACCAGGAUGCCGAGAAGGGAGACGAGGAGGGAGAGCACAUGGCCGGAGCGGAGGGAGAGUACAAGACCAUGACGGUCUUUCCACGCAACAGCCUCAUGAACACCGUGAAGCUGCUCACAUUCUACCGCAAAGGCCCCUUCGACCUCAAGUUGGAGUACGAGGACACCUCCGCGCUCGUGCCCGGCGCCGGAAAGCUCCUUGGGAACUUCAAGAUCGAUCUGCCUCCGGCCGGCGAGACGAAGAAGAUCAAGGUCAAGGCGAAGCUGACGCUGAAUGGCACCUUCGGCAUCGAGAGCGCGCAGAUGCUUGAAGAAGAGGAGUACGAGGAGAAGGUGAAGGAGAAGAAAGAGAUCGAGGUCCCAGCCGAGGAGGAGGCCAAGCCGGCCGAGGGCGAGGCCUCGCCGCCGCCUCCCGAAGGCGAGAAGCCAGAGUCGCCCAAGGAGGGCGAGGCCGCUGCGGAGGGCGAGACCAAGGCGCCCUCCCCCAAGAAGGAGCCCGAGAAGAAGUACGAGUGGGUGGAAGUCGUGAAGAAGAAGAAGCGCACCAAGCGCACCGACAUCCCCAUCGUGGCGACAGACGUUCCUGGCCUGCCAUCCAACACCAUCCAGAAGCAGGAGGAUGAGGAGACUGCGAUGCAAGCGGACAUGAAGGAGAUCAUCGAGACCGAUGAGAAGCGAAACGACUUGGAGUCCUACAUCCUCACCAUGCGGGAUCUACCAGAGGAUUCAGAUCCCGCAGACUGGCACAUCCGGAUGCCGCGCACACUGCUAGAUGUGGUGACGCAGCUACUGGAACUGAUGUUCGCUCGAAGGAAAGGCGCAGGCAAUCACUUUUGUGAGGAUGAAAUGCGAGGCGAUUGGGUCCAGGCUGUGCAAGGCACCAUCACCAACUACGCCAACGCGGCCAAGACCCCGGGAGAGAUGUGGCUUGCCUUCAAACUACCAGGGUACAGCCAUAUCUCGCCGGACAAGCUGGGUCAGAUCGUCAAGGAGUGCGACUCCCUGACUUCGUGGCUCGAGAGCAUGCAGGCUCAGCAAGCUGCGAUGCCCAAGCACGAGAAGCCUGUCCUGCUCCCUGACAGAGACCAGAUGAUCUGCUCAGACCUGGAAAAGAAGAACCAGGAGCUCGCGAAGUUCGCGGACGAAAUUUUGAGGAGGGCGAUGUGGCCGAUGUGGACUAAGCAGUCUGCACUGCCGGCGCUGCUCGAGCUGGGCAAUGAUAUCUACUCCAUCGCCACGUUCGACAAGGAAGAGUCGUCGUGGCACUUGUGGGUUUACAACCGGGCAAGCUCCAAGAAGGGGGUGACACUGCGUGCCAAGCAGUGCGUCCUUCCUUUGGGCCAGCUCACGCUAGUGGAAGAGAUGCCCGCUGACUCGGAUGCCCUGUUCCGUGUGCCUUAUGCCUUGAGCAGCCCCGGCACCAGCGGCUUGGUCUGCGUCUGGCAGGAGGAAGAAGGGGAGGUCGUCAUGGACAUCGCAGAGGUGGCCAAGCAACUGUCCUUGGAUUUGAAAUCGCCCGAGAUAGCGACUCGUCUCGAAUCUUAA
Molecule: messenger RNA, 2793 nt
Organism: Symbiodinium natans
Lineage: Eukaryota; Dinophyceae; Suessiales; Symbiodiniaceae
Source: the annotation of a GenBank genome assembly